AACGUGAGUGUCCAUUGAGGGCGGCCAAGGUGCCGGUGUGUGCGCUGAGCUUCAGUGGAUGACCACAUGACGGGGCACAACGAGGAGAAGCUUUAUGGGUGCGACGUGUGUGGCAAGGCCUGGAAGCACGCAUGCAAGCUGGAGAUUCACCGGCGGGUGCACACGGGAGAACGCCCCUUUGAAUGCUCCGACUGCGGCAAGAAAUUCCCCCGCUAUGAGUCCCUGCUGCGGCACAACCGCGUGCACUCCGGCGAGAGGCCCUUCACCUGCUCUGACUGCGGCAAGAGCUUCAAGGUAGCGGAUAGCCUGAAGGUCCACCGGCGGUUGCACACGGGCGAGAAGCCCUAUGGCUGCUCCACCUGUGGCGAGACCUUUACCCAGUUGUCGGGGCUGUCGGUGCACCGGCGGGUGCACAGCAAGGAGCGGCCCUUCACCUGCUCCGACUGUGGCAAAGGUUUCAAAUUGUCCGCGCAACUGAUGAUGCACAGACGCCUGCACACCGGGGAGCGGCCCUACACCUGCAGAUACUGCGGCAAGGGCUUCACCCGCUCCACCAGCCUGCAGGUGCACCAGCGCACCCAUACCGGCGAGCUCCCCUACACCUGCACCCAGUGCGGCAAGGGCUACACCUAUUCCGCCAGGCUGCUGGAGCACCAGCGCAUCCACACGGGCGAGCGCCCCUACACCUGCGCCCAGUGCGGCAAGAGCUACACCCUCUCCAAUAGCCUGCUGGUGCACCAACGCAUCCACACCGGCAAGUACCCCCACACCUGCGUCGUGUGCGGCAAGGGCUUCACCCACUCCUCGACCCUGCUAUCCCACCAGCGGGUGCACACUGGUGACCGUCCCGUCCCCAGCCCGGUGUGUGGAGAGCGCUUUGCCAAGGCCUCCCACACCCAGUCUCACCUGCGCGUUCCCACCAGUGGCCAGCCCUAUGACUGCCCGUACUGCGGUGAGGCGUUUGACAGCUCGCGUGGGUUGCGGCAGCACCGGCGGGCCCACGCCGGCGAGCAGCUGUCUCAAGAGCGCGCGGGGGCUGCGGGAGCACCAGCGGAUACACACCAGAGAGAGACCCUUUGUGUGCACUGAGUGUGGCAAAGGUUUCACCCGCAGGUCCAGCCUGUGGCAGCACUGGCGUACCCACAGCAGUAAACGUCCCUUCCCCUGCCCAUCCUGUGGUGAGGGCUUCACCCACCUUGACCACCUGCUGCAGCACCGGCCAGCGCCCCUUCACCUGCCCGCUAUGUGCAAGGCCUUUGCCCACUCCAGCCGCUGACACUCCUCGGCAUGGAUAGGCACUGUUUAGGUAGACACAAAAUGCUGGAAGGAAUGGGUAACGUUUCAGGUCGAGACCCUUCUUCAGUCUCGACCCGAAAC
Molecule: messenger RNA, 1377 nt
Organism: Amblyraja radiata (thorny skate)
Lineage: Eukaryota; Metazoa; Chordata; Chondrichthyes; Rajiformes; Rajidae
Product: zinc finger protein 239-like
Exons: 1
Coding region: 67-1089 (340 amino acids)
Biological process (GO): regulation of transcription by RNA polymerase II
Cellular component (GO): chromatin; PcG protein complex; transcription regulator complex
Molecular function (GO): DNA-binding transcription factor activity, RNA polymerase II-specific; RNA polymerase II cis-regulatory region sequence-specific DNA binding
Source: RefSeq, a predicted model, not a curated record